AUGCAGGGACAGCCCCUGAUGGGACAGCCUUGGGCAGCCCACGGUGCUGCUGCUGCUGCUGCAGGGGCAGAGGGACUGGCCUUGCUGCCUGCCAGCUGUCUGGGGCCCUGUCCUUCCUGCCCUCGGAUCCCUGAGCAUCCUGCCCUCCCUCCAGCAAGCAGUACUUCCCUCCCUCACAGCCCCACUCAAGGCCUUCUCUCCAUUCUCCUGCAGACCAUGAAUUCCAUAAUAUUCCUUUUUGUGCUCUUGAAGAGCCUCAUCCAGUACCCGCAGCCCGUGGGUGAUGUCUGGGAUGAGGAGACCCAACUGCGCAUGGAAGUGCGUGCAAAGCAGCUGGAAUGGGAGAGGAUUCGGCUAGAGCGGGAGGUGGAGCAGCUCACCCUCAAGCAGGUGCAGCUCUUGCAGCCCUUGGCUGUUGCUGUGCUCGUGCUGCUGGUCUUGGUGCUCUGGUUUAUUGGGUGGAAAAGUAGCCUGAGGAGAGAGGAAAAUGUGGAGGCAAAUGAAGACGUUGGAAAUGAAGAAGACAAUGUGAAUCGGGAGGAAGACAACAAUGAUGUGGCAAAUGAUGUCCAAGAAGAAGGAAAUUAUAUUGAUGAUAACGUUGGAAGAAUUCUAAUGGAGCGCAUAGAGUGGCCUGUACAGGAGCUGCAGGCAGGCUGCGAAUGGAUAACUGGCCUCAUGGAUAACUAUAUAGCUUACCUUGGAGAGGUCUUAUCAAACAGUUUCUACCCAGUCCUGCAGCCAGCCAUCGGGGUGGGCAGUGCCUUUGAAGGCUGGAGUCCCCGUGAGCAGGACGUUGUGUAUCAGGUGCUCAUCCCCAUGACUCCUCCGCCAGGCCACAGCUUCCACCUGGAGCUGGACUCUGCAGAGCACAGGCACGUGAGGAACUUUCGUGUCCGCGUGCAGCUGGAGUGCACCUGCACAGGAGAGCAGCAGGGGGAGAACCUGCUGUGCUUCCUGCACCAGCCCGAGGAGGAGCUGAGGAGCAGUCAGGAGCCCAGCCUCCUGGACACCCUGUGCAUCGGCUCCUACCUGGAUGUGCACAAAACUGCCCGCUGGUUCUGCCAGCUGGUGAGAGCAGUCUGGCCAGCUCUGCCUCACUCACACAACUGGCACUUAACGCUGCUGCCCUCCAGACGCUCCUGCCAGUUCAAGGUGACCAAUGGCAUUGAAAGCUUCAGGAUGGAGAUGCUGUUUGGGGUGAGGAGAGAUGACUCAGACAUCUUUGUGAGCAGCCAGACUGCAGAGGCCUACACCCCAAGCACAACCUGGCCUGAGACUUAUGUUGUGGCAGAGACCAAGUUCUUCAACCACAUCGCCAGCCAGGCCCCACCUGACAGUCUGCACCUCAAAUGCCUGCAGUUCUUCACCCGUCUUCAGCUGGGUUGUGAUGUGUUUUCCACCUACACCAUGAAGACCAUUGUCAUGCACCUGCUCAAUGUCGUGCCCGUGUCAUCGUGGCGCAGGGGAGAUUUUCUGCUGCGACUGCUGGACAUCAUCGAGAGCCUGCACUUAUGUGUGGAAGCAAAACACCUCAACCACUUCAUUGUGGGGAACCGCAGGCUUCCUGAAGAGAUCCGUUUACCCCGAGAUGUGCAGACGGGUCAGACGUGCAAUCUCUUCCAUCAGCUGGCGCAGGAAUCGGCCGCCCACAGGCAGGCCAUGAGUGAGUACCAGGUGCUGCGAACGCGGUUCGAGAGAAUCCUUCUCGGGGAAGACUGAAGGAAUGCAGGCACGGAGUCAUGGCUAUGAGAGCAGAGCUGUGCUUGGGCUGCUCACACCUGGCAGCGGAGAAGCACCUCACAGUCCAAAUUUGGUGCUUUAAGGAGAAGAAAAUGUCUGCAAAGGCUGUGGCGAAGGUCCCACAGCCUCUCCUGCCGCCUCAGCAGGUGGAGGGCAUGGGAGGAUUUAUUCUCCCUCCUUGUGUCAUUUUCCAAAAAAGGGCACCCAGAUCUGCAUGAAGCCCCGCCUAUGUAUGGACUCUCCCAUUCCAAAAAAAGCUCAUGAAGAGACCACACGCCGAACAUGCAGGGAGGGCCAAAGUCACCAAAGCCCACCUGGAACGUGCAGUUGUUCCCGGCCUUUGAGAAAGGCUGAGAUGUGGACUGUGAAAAAAGCAGGAAUGUGGGACAAAAAAAGAAAAAGAAAAAGAAACAGGGCAAAAAAGACCAAGAGGAAAAAUCAGCACUGCCUGACCAAAAUCAGUCAAUGGAUGGAGUCUCUCCUUGUCUGCA
Prinia subflava (tawny-flanked prinia) is the source of this 2234-nucleotide messenger RNA. RefSeq names its product inositol 1,4,5-trisphosphate receptor-interacting protein-like 1. The transcript is spliced from 2 exons. The record is from RefSeq and is a predicted model, not a curated record. The coding region runs from base 1 to 1722 and encodes 573 amino acids. Gene Ontology annotation, cellular component: membrane. NCBI's taxonomy places the organism in Eukaryota, Metazoa, Chordata, Aves, Passeriformes, Cisticolidae.